This is a messenger RNA of Parascedosporium putredinis, 948 nucleotides long. NCBI's taxonomy places the organism in Eukaryota, Fungi, Ascomycota, Sordariomycetes, Microascales, Microascaceae. The record is from the annotation of a GenBank genome assembly.
AUGCUUCUUUCCAUACAUGUUAGCUCCGCCCCGGCCCCGGCCCUUCUUUUCUGGCAGCUGGACUGCCGGUCAGUGUCAUUGAGUGACUAUAUCCUCGACCCCACGAUACCAAGAAGUUCGGCGACUAUUCGUACCAGCAAGGACCGGGUUGUUCCCCGCCUUUUCCUUCCAUCCAAAAUGUUCAACGCUUCCGCCAUCCGUGGCCUUGGCCACCUCAUCCUUAAUAUCAUCCGCGCUUGCAACAUCAUCACCCUCCUCUCCGUCGCCGUCGUUGCAUGGAUCAUGAUUGUCAUGACGGGCAUCCGCGACCAGUUCUUCUUCUUCGAUGCCGCCUCGCACUUCUUCACCAGCUGCAUUGCCAUUGUCCUCAUCAUCUCCGAAGUCAACCUCUUCAGGCCCUACUUUGCCCGUCACUGGCCUGUCUUGUCUGACCUUCAUGGCUUCACUUGGCUCGGCAUGGCCAUGAUCGUGAUGGGCUGCCACGUUCUGGGAAAUCUGAACAAGAGCGCCACGAGCCCCGAGAACGUCGGUGCUCCUAUCCACCGCCUCAUCUUGGCCACGGGAAUCCUCGCCCUCACCUUUGGCGUGGCCAAUAUCGCGGCUUCCUUCUUGUUCAGUGACCGCAAGAACAACAUCAAUGCUCGCAUGAUUCGAAACGACGGCAACUUGGCCGCCUCCACCUCCUCCAAUGGCAAGGCCCCCGGAAUGACGAUGCCAGCUCACACCGUUCCAACUCCGUUCACCUUUGCCGGCGGCCGCAAGCUGAAGAUUAGCAGGCCUAUUCCUCAGCAGCCCGAUAUGGAAUCCCAGUACCCCGUCGACGACUGGCGCCGAAACUCCAGGAGUAGCCCCAUCCUGCCCGAUAUCAAGAGGCCAGACACCGCUCUUCACCCCAUGCAUACUGGCGUCACUCGCUACAGCGAGGUGUCUCACAUCCCCAGGUUUUGA